Rotaria sordida is the source of this 1575-nucleotide messenger RNA. The record is from the annotation of a GenBank genome assembly. Lineage: Eukaryota; Metazoa; Rotifera; Eurotatoria; Philodinida; Philodinidae.
AUGGAAAAUGAUUCAGAAACACAAAUGGCUUCAAAUGACUCAACAAAUACUGAUCCGGCAAGUCUUUUAUUGGGUGAUUCAAGUAUAUUUACAAAUUCAUUAUCAUCAUCUGAUUCCAUAUCUGAAGAAGUUUAUAGAAAACAAUUAAUAGAUCAUGUACAUGAACUUAAGGCAGAAUUACAGACACGUUGUCAUUUGGAUUGGUUAAACGAAUUUGAACCUUCAGAAAAUAAUCCUAAAAUAGAACUUAAUCUUUUAUUACAUGGUGCUAUACGAGAACAAACAUUAAAACAAUUAGCAUUUUCUAAAGGUAUUGAUUUUAAUAAUAAUGAACAAAUAAUUGCUAAGAUUUUUCAAAAUGAUCAUUGUUUAUUACAACGAAUAUUUCAAGAACUUAUAAAUGAUCAACGACAACAACGUAUUAUCUAUACAGAAAUUCUUUUUCGACCUGACAUAUUCAAUUUUGGCAAUAAAAUUUCUAAUAUUAAACUCAAAGAUGUUAUAGAAGUUAUCAUUGAUUGUAUUCGUUUUUUUACAUCUACUAAUCUUGUCAAUAAUGAAAUAGAUACUUUAACAGAAUCAAAUACAAUUCUAGAUAAAACAACAAUGAAAUCUUUUUUACCUAUUCAUAUAAAAAUUAUUCUUAGUUGUAAUUGGAAUAAUAUAAAAAGUUUAAAUCAAUUCAUUUGUUUUGCUCGUAAUUAUCCUAAUGAAAUUGUUGGUAUUGAUUUUUAUGGUGAAGAAGAUGAUUGUCGAAAAUAUUGGCAUAAUUUUUAUAAAUAUACAAAAAUCUUACGUUAUUAUCGCAUACAAUAUCAAGCAACCAUGAAUAAUUAUAAAGAUUUACAAUUAAUUGAUGAUGUUAUUAAAGGUUUAAAUAUUGAAAGAUUAUAUGAAGCAUAUGAAAUAAUUUUAUCAUCAAAACAUAUGGAAAAUAUUUUAAUAAAAAGUGGUAUUCAUCUUAUUUUAUGUCCAAUAUCCAAUGUUUACACAAUUGCUAAUUCUCAAGUUAAUAAUAUUUCGUUAACAAGAACUGAAAGAAAACGAAAAUAUCAAUCAACAAGUUCAAUAAAUAAUUUGAAUAACGAAAAAAAUUCUAAUGAAUUAACAUCAUUUAAUUUAGUCAAUUAUUUACAAUCCGAAUUGAUUGAUUAUUCAAUUACAUCAUUUUCUCCAUUAUACUACAAACAGAGUUUAUCAUCUAUUUAUAAAAAUCUUCUUGAAAAAAAUAAAAAUUUUUUUACUUGUGAACAUAUGCAAUGGUUAAAUGAAAAUGCCGUUAAAUCAAGUUUUGCUUCACAAAAAUUAAAAACUGAAUUAAUUAAUUAUAUACGUGAAAAUUAUACAAAUUGUUAUCAACAAACAAAUUUUCUUCAACAAUUUCAAGAAAUAACAAAUAAAUGGCAACAAGAUAUGAAUAAUAUUAUUGAUAAAAAUGCUCAAAUAGCUUUGGAAUUUGCUACGAAAAUGCAUCAAGAAAAAAUAAUUAAACGUCAAAUUCAUCAACAACAAAUUCAAACUAAACUAUUCGAAGAAGAAGAAGAUGAUGAUAAUGAUACUAAUCAAUUAGAAUAA